GGGCGGGAGUGACCUUCCUUACACAAACCCGCUGCCGGUGUCGCCAUCUUCUCAGUGUGCGCGGACAGGCGGACACGGAACAUCCCUCUACAAUCAGUCACCAGCGUCCAGAGCCGCAGUCAUGCUGUCAGUCCGUGUAGCCGCCGCGCUGGCCCGCGCUCUGCCUCGUCAGUCCGGCCUGGUGUCCAAGAAAGCCCUCGGUGCUGCAUUUGUUGCCACCAGGAACAUUCAUGCAUCUGGCGCAUGGCUUCAGAAGUCUGGCACCGCAGAAGUGUCCUCUAUCCUGGAAGAGAGAAUCCUUGGUGCCGACAUCAGCACCGACCUGGAGGAGACUGGCCGGGUCCUUUCCAUUGGUGAUGGUAUCGCUCGUGUCUAUGGGCUUAGGAAUGUCCAGGCAGAAGAGAUGGUGGAAUUCUCGUCUGGCCUGAAGGGCAUGUCGUUGAACUUGGAGCCUGACAAUGUUGGUGUGGUGGUGUUUGGUAACGACAAGCUGAUUAAGGAAGGCGACAUUGUGAAGAGGACAGGAGCCAUUGUGGAUGUGCCCGUGGGUGAUGAGCUGCUGGGUCGUGUUGUUGAUGCUCUGGGUAACGCUAUUGAUGGCAAGGGCCCCCUUACAUCAAAAAUCCGCAGAAGAGUGGGUCUGAAGGCCCCAGGUAUCAUUCCCCGUAUCUCUGUGAGGGAACCCAUGCAGACUGGCAUUAAGGCUGUUGACAGUUUGGUGCCCAUUGGCCGUGGUCAGCGUGAGCUCAUCAUCGGUGACAGACAGACUGGCAAAACCUCCAUUGCCAUCGAUACGAUUAUCAACCAGAAGAGAUUCAACGAGGGAACUGAUGAGAAGAAGAAGCUGUACUGUAUCUAUGUGGCCAUUGGUCAGAAGAGAUCCACUGUGGCUCAGCUGGUCAAGAGACUGACUGAUGCAGAUGCCAUGAAAUACACCAUUGUGGUGUCUGCUACAGCCUCUGAUGCUGCUCCCCUGCAAUAUCUGGCUCCAUACUCCGGCUGCUCCAUGGGAGAGUAUUUCAGAGACAAUGGAAAACACGCUUUGAUCAUCUAUGAUGACUUGUCCAAGCAGGCUGUAGCCUACCGUCAGAUGUCUCUGUUGCUGCGUCGUCCUCCUGGUCGUGAGGCCUACCCCGGGGAUGUCUUCUAUCUUCACUCCCGUCUUCUGGAAAGAGCAGCGAAAAUGAACGAUCAUUUUGGAGGCGGCUCCCUGACUGCUCUCCCUGUCAUUGAAACACAGGCGGGUGAUGUGUCCGCUUACAUCCCAACCAAUGUCAUCUCCAUCACUGAUGGACAGAUUUUCUUGGAGACAGAGUUGUUCUACAAGGGUAUCCGUCCUGCUAUCAACGUAGGUCUGUCUGUGUCCAGAGUGGGAUCAGCUGCUCAGACCAGAGCUAUGAAACAGGUGGCCGGUACUAUGAAGCUGGAGUUGGCUCAGUACCGUGAAGUUGCUGCUUUUGCUCAAUUCGGCUCUGAUUUAGAUGCGGCUACACAACAACUCCUGAACCGUGGCGUGCGUCUGACUGAGUUGCUGAAGCAAGGGCAAUACGGUAAGAACCUGAAAAGCAAAUUGCUUUACAUCCCCAUGUUAAUGCUUGCAAUUGCCAAACAUUUAAUUACAUUGUGCUUCAUUGCAGUUCCCAUGGCCAUUGAAGAACAGGUAACAGUAAUCUAUGCCGGUGUCAGGGGACAUCUUGACAAGAUGGAGCCCAGCAAAAUCACCAAGUUUGAGAGCGCUUUCCUUUCUCACGUUAAGAGCCAACACCAGGAGCUUCUUGCUACAAUCAGGACUGAUGGCAAGAUCUCUGAACAGGCCGAUGCCAAACUCAAAGAAAUCGUUCUGAACUUCCUGUCCACAUUCGAAGCAUAAACUCUGCCUCCAGUUUGUGACGUCGCUGUUCCCAAAUGUUCUGGUUUUCAUUGUCGCUAAACUUAUUGAAGCACUUGUGCUUUUAAUGUACAGAAAUAUCUCUAAUGGAGAGUAAACCUUCGUGAAAAUUUAA
Molecule: messenger RNA, 2003 nt
Organism: Xenopus laevis (African clawed frog)
Lineage: Eukaryota; Metazoa; Chordata; Amphibia; Anura; Pipidae
Gene: atp5f1a.S
Product: ATP synthase F1 subunit alpha S homeolog
Exons: 11
Coding region: 122-1870 (582 amino acids)
Biological process (GO): ATP metabolic process; proton motive force-driven ATP synthesis; proton transmembrane transport
Cellular component (GO): mitochondrial inner membrane; proton-transporting ATP synthase complex; mitochondrion
Molecular function (GO): adenyl ribonucleotide binding; proton-transporting ATP synthase activity, rotational mechanism; ADP binding
Source: RefSeq, a predicted model, not a curated record